Messenger RNA from Abrus precatorius (Indian licorice), 849 nucleotides. RefSeq names its product myb-related protein 305-like. The coding region runs from base 55 to 849 and encodes 264 amino acids. Gene Ontology annotation, biological process: regulation of DNA-templated transcription. Gene Ontology annotation, molecular function: sequence-specific DNA binding; DNA-binding transcription factor activity. The record is from RefSeq and is a predicted model, not a curated record. The transcript is spliced from 3 exons. Gene Ontology annotation, cellular component: nucleus. Lineage: Eukaryota; Viridiplantae; Streptophyta; Magnoliopsida; Fabales; Fabaceae.
GAAUUUAUAAAACAAACUUUACCAAGGAGCCAACUUAGAAAAAAGCCUUUUUGUAUGUAUUGGGGAGUUAUGGCAGGAAACAUGGGAUGGGGUGCAAUAGAAGAAGAUGGAUGGAGAAAGGGACCUUGGACUGCUGAGGAGGAUAAAUUGCUUAUUCAGUAUGUCAGGUUGCAUGGUGAAGGCAGAUGGAAUUCCGUUGCUAGGCUUGCAGGACUAAAAAGAAAUGGGAAGAGCUGCAGAUUGAGAUGGGUGAAUUACCUGAGACCAGACCUCAAGAAGGGUCAGAUAACACCACAAGAAGAAAGCAUAAUUCUAGAGCUGCAUGCUAGGUGGGGAAACAGGUGGUCAACAAUUGCAAGAAGCUUACCAGGAAGAACAGACAAUGAAAUAAAGAAUUAUUGGAGGACCCAUUUCAAGAAAAAGGCUAAAACCCCUUCCGAUGCUGCUGCAAAGGUUAAAAUUCGUUCCUCAAGGAGGCAAACAUUUCAACAGCAACAACAGCAGUUGAAGCAGAAGCUGCAGCAGCAGGAGGUUGAGCAGCAACAACAGCUUCAGUUCAACUUGGACAUGAAAGGUAUCAUAAACUUGCUUGAAGAAAAUGACCAUAGAGUGCCUUCUAUAUCUCAAGAGACCCAAGAAAUGGUGAGCAUGUACCCAAUUACAAUGGAACAGCAGGGGUACUUCUACUCUUUGCUCAAUGACAAUGACAAUGUCUCUGCACCAGAGUCCUCAAACGAAGAAUUUUUGUGGGAUGGACUAUGGAACUUGGAUGAUGUUUUUUGUAAUUUCAAUGUAGGUAGUGCUACAAGCAAAGCCAGUGUGCACAAUUUAGUUACUCCCUUCUAUUAA